Messenger RNA from Dermacentor andersoni, 685 nucleotides. RefSeq names its product MIP18 family protein galla-2 (gene galla-2). The record is from RefSeq and is a predicted model, not a curated record. NCBI's taxonomy places the organism in Eukaryota, Metazoa, Arthropoda, Arachnida, Ixodida, Ixodidae. Gene Ontology annotation, cellular component: cytosolic [4Fe-4S] assembly targeting complex.
CACUCAGGAUAACAACAAUAUCUAUGGCUGUGGUUUUUGCAUGUGCUCUGUGUGUAUUAGAGUGUGUAUGCUUCUCUGGAGUGAUGCUGUGGUGACAUUUGAGGAGCACGUUCGCUGAAAAUUUAGAGAUUUAUGCGCAUGUUUAUGGUCCCCGCGAUACAGUGAGCUCGACGAAUAUGGCCCGCGGCGACAGUUUGGAUAAUAUUGCUCCGUCAACCUACGAAAAGGCAAAGGACAGGGUGACAACAGCUGACGAACUCAACGAUGAAAUUGAAGAUGAAAUUGACUCGCGGGAGAUUUUCGAUCAUAUACGGUCGAUCAAUGAUCCUGAACAUCCUCUCACUUUGGAAGAAUUGAAUGUGGUUGAUGAAAAGAACAUUACGGUGGACCUGGACAAGUCUGCAGUUGAUGUGGCCUUUCGCCCAACAAUACCGCACUGCAGCAUGGCAACACUAAUUGGGCUUGCCAUCAGAGUAAAGCUGCUUCGUAGCUUGCCACCUGUAUUCAAAUUGGAUGUUCGUAUUCUUCCUGGCACUCAUGUGUCAGAAUCGGCAAUCAACAAGCAGUUGGAUGACAAAGAGCGAGUUGCUGCUGCAUUAGAGAACUCGCACCUUCUACAGGUUGUUAACAGAUGUCUUCUUAUGCAUUGAGGACACUGAGAAUAAAACGUAUUUUAAAAACAUGG